AUGAGCGCAGGGGGCCCUAGCGGAGCCCCGCGAUCGGCUGGCGCGCGGGCAACUAGCGGAGCAACGGGGACCGCCGGCGGAACCGGCAUCGGCGGAACGGGGAGGGGCGCAGCUCCGGGGAAGACUCCGCCGAAACACCCGCUGGCGCGGCGGCUGCGCGGGAAGAAAACCGAAGAAACCCUCGCAAAGGAGAUUGGCGUGGUGAUGGUUCAGCUGGGAAAGCUGGAGGCGGGCGGGGAGCGGAAGGUACGGCACGUGCUGCGGAAAUACGCCAAGUGCUUCGGCCCGGAGUGCGUUCUUGGUGCUCUGAACGAGCUCAUGCGGCGGAACGACGUGGACCGUACGAUCGAGGCGUUUGAGUGCAUCCGGACCGCUCACUGGUUCGAGCCGGAUCCAAUGCUUUAUGCGCGGAUGAUUGAGGUGCUGGCGCGGAACUCGCGCACAGACACUGCUGCUGCGCUCUUCGCCUCCAUGGAUGGGGGACCCGCUGUGCCCCUCACUGGCGGAAUGGCCAUGCUCGUGGGCGCAGGGGGGGGUGGGGGGAGCGGUGGGGGAGGGGCUGGGAGGGGUGGUGUGAGGGAGGAUGUGAGGGAGGGUGUGAGGGGGAAUAGGUGGGAGUCUGGCAGUGAUGACGAUGAUUCCAGUGGUGAUGACGUGGAUGGGUCGGAUGAUGAGCUGGCACCAGGCCUGGGGUAUGAUGACGAGGAUGAGGAUGAUCCGGAUGGGGAUCGGUGGGGCACGAGCAAGGGACGGCGGAGGCGACUCAAGAAGAAAGCUGCUGCUGCUGCCACUGCAGGUGGAAGAAGCAGAGGAGGGAGAGGAACAGGAGAAGGCGCAGGAGGAGCAGGAGGAGCAGGAGGAGCAGGAGGAGACACAUCAGCGGCAGCAGCGUUGGCGCGGCUGCCUCGUGUGAAACCAUGUGUGCGCACGCCCUCAGUGUAUGCAGCGAUGAUCGAGGCGUACGGUCGCCGCCACCAGGCCACGGCUGCCCUCGCACUGCUGCACCAGAUGAAGGCCACUCCUGGUUCUGCACCUGAUGCUGCGGCCUAUGGGUCGGCAGUGAAGGCACUAUGCCUGGUAGGCCGCACCACGGAGGCAGAGGAUCUUCUAGCGGACAUGGCGCACAGGGGCGUGCUGCCUGACGCCACUCCCUUCAACGCCCUGAUUGACGCGUACGGGGGUGCGGGGCAGCUGCAGCUGAUGCGAGACAAGUUCUUUGAACUCACCAGCGUGGGGUUGAGGCCAGACGUGCGCACGUUCAAUGGACUCAUCCGAGGUUUCGGCAGAGCCGGUCUGUUGUCAGAGAUGGAAGCAGUGUUUGAGAACAUGCAGAUGGGGUACCGCACAGCACCCAACGUACAUACAUUCCACGCCCUCAUGGAUGCCUAUGGCGCCCACGCCCUCCGAUUUCUGCACCGCCAAGACAGCAAGGGAACCGAGUGGUUUGAGUUGCAGCAUGAAGCCGCUCAGAGACAGCCGCAGCAGGAGCGGGAGGAGGAGGAGCAGACGGGGAGACGGGAGGGGAGGCAGCAGGAGGCCUGCCAGCGAGGCGGAGGGGAGCGGGAGGGGAGGUUUGGGAGGUCUGAGAGGAGGGGAGGGGAUGCUGAUGCUGAUGCAGCGGAGGGGCAGCAGGGGGGGAGGCAGCGGAGUGCAGAGCGCAGGCGGGGUGUGUUUGAUCGCAUGCAGCGCACGCUGCUGCAUCUGGUGAAGAUGCGCUACCGCCUGCAUGCCGAGUCGUUCGACCUGCCUCUCAAGUACCUGGCUCAGGCGGGCAUGGUGGAGGAGAUGGAGAAGGUGUUUCGGCUGAUGAGAGCCAUCGGCGUGCGCCUCACACCCACCACCUUCCCUCUGUCUUUCUUGGCCUCUCCCUUUUCCUCUCCACUUCCAUGCAUACUUUCUACUGCAGGCCGGUAUGGUGGAGGAGAUGGAGAAGGUGUUUCGGCUGAUGAGAGCCAUCGGCGUGCGCCUCACACCCACCACCUUCCCUCCGUCUUUCUUGGCCUCUCCCUUUUCCUCUCCACUUCCAUGCAUACUUUCUACUGCAGGCCGGCCGGUAUGGUGGAGGAGAUGGAGAAGGUGUUUCGGCUGAUGAGAGCCAUCGGCGUGCGCCUCACACCCACCACCUUCCCUCCCUCUUUCCUGGCCUCUCCCUUUUCCUCUCCACUUCCAUGGAUACUUUCUACUGCAGGCCGGUAUGGUGGAGGAGAUGGAGAAGGUGUUUCGGCUGAUGAGAGCCAUCGGCGUGCGCCUCACACCCACCACCUUCCCUCCCUCUUUCCUGGCCUCUCCCUUUUCCUCUCCACUUCCAUGGAUACUUUCUACUGCAGGCCGGCCGGUAUGGUGGAGGAGAUGGAGAAGGUGUUUCGGCUCAUGAGGGCAAUCGGCGUGCGCCCCACACCCACCACCUUCACCCUUCUCGCUGACGCCUACAGCGCCGCCGGGCAGCCCAAACAAAUCCUGCGCCUGCUCAAGCAGAUGCAGUCCAUGCCCCUUGCUACCCGAAAAGAAAACAAUUCUGCUCUUAACAGCAGCAGCAGCAGCAGCAGCAGCAGUGGCAGUGGUGAUUCUUCCAGUGCACGCAGCAGGCUGCUUGCAGCGGCAGCAGUGGCAUUCGCCUCAGCUGUGGAGAUCAAGGAGAUGGAGUGGUGCCUGCUGCUCCUCCACCCUCUCACCACCACCCCUUCCUCCGGCCCCACUCUCUCCUCCCCCUCCUCUACCUCCUCUCCCUCCACCUCUCCCGCCUCCUCUCCCUCUUCCUCGUCCCGCUCCACCUCCUCGGCCUCAUCCUUCCCCCCUGCCACCCUGGCCGAUCCCGCGCGGCUGCAAGCAUGGGUGGGGGCGGGGGGCGGAGGCGUGGGGGUGGUGUCGGCAGCAGUGGAGGCAUACGCGCGUGCAGGCAUGCUCUCUCACAUGGAGGCUCUAUUCAUGGGGGCUCAGGGCAUGGGGAUGGGUGCAUGGGGGAUGGGGAUGGGUGCAGGUGGCAUGGGAUUCGAUGCCCGUGGCAUGGGGAUGGGUGCGAUGGGGGCAGGUGAGAGCAUGGGAAUGGCUGCGGCAGGAGAUGGGAUGGGUGCAGGAAGGAUGGGGGCAGGUGGCAUGGGUGGGAGUGAUUCGGCUUGGGGGAGAGGUGCGGUGGAGGGCAUUGGAGGUGGGAGGAUGGGGGGAAUGGGGGUGCAUGGUGGGGGAAUAGGGGGACGGAUUAUGGGGGGAGGGACGAUUGCAGGAGAGACCAUGGGGAGAAGAACCAUGGGUGGGGGGAUGAUGGUGGAAGGGCGGAUAUGGGGAGGGAGGGAGGGGAGGUCAUGGGAGGGGAAUGGAGGGGGAUCAAGGGGAUGGGUAGAGGGGCCUGUGGAAACAGGGAUGGCGGUAGCUGGAGGAGUUGAGUACGGUGCUAAUGGUAGCUAUGGCCUUGGUGGUGAUAGGUCGAGGUACGGAGGCGAGGGUUAUGAGGGUGAUGGGUAUGGUGGCGUGGUGAGAAGCUAUCAGGGCUAUCAGGGUCUUUCCUCCUUCCCCUCCCCUCCCUCAUCCAGUUCACAUCACCACCCCCGCGGCCGCCACCGGCUCGUUUUGUCCUCAUCUGCAUGCAACGCCAUGGCUGAAGCUUAUGCUGCAGUGGCCUCCCCGGGCGGCGUGAGGCGAGUCAUGGCUUAUAUGCUUCGGCAUGGAGUGGCCCGCAACGAGACGACCAUCGCCGCCCUCCUCUCUGCCUGCGCAGCUGCUGCUGACGUGGCGGGGAUGGAGGCGGCUCUGCAGCGGGCGGUGCGACGUGGCAUGCUGGAAACAACUCCAGCUGGCGCCUACGUGGCACCAGGCGGAGCAGUCCGGAGCCUGCCAGCUGGCGCUUAUGUGGCAGCAGCGCAGGCGUUUGGAACUGCAGGGAAGGUGGGAAGGAUGAGGGAGAUGCUGGGAAUCGCACGGCAAGUGGGGCAGGCGGGGCAGGUGGGGCAGGUGGGGCAGGUGGGGGAGGCGGGAGUUGUGCAAAGUCACUUAGGGAAUGAUUCUGGUGGUGGAAAGGGAAUGAGAGUGGGUGAGAGUAGGAGCGGAUCUGAAUUGGGUGGUAUUGGAGGUGGGAUGGGAGGAAGGGGGGAGUGGUUCCUGGAUGGAGAGAAACGACCGUGGGCAGCUGCAGAGGAGGUUGAGAGGGAGUGCUAUUUGACUGCCAUCGACGCUUUUCUUGCCUCUGCUGAUAACGAUGACGAUGCUGGUGAUAGCUGCAGUGGUGGUUUGGCCGACACUUGGAGAAAGAGAGAGGGAGAAGGGGGAGCAGCCGGCAACAGAUGGUCCGAAGCUGACUCACCAGCAGCAGCUUCGGCGAUAGGUUCGGCAGCCGGGGCAACCGAGGAGCCACCAGCUUUGGGGCGAGCGGAGGCGCUAUUGGAGGAAAUGCAUGGGCGGGGGAUGUGUGCUGACAUGGCGACGUACAGUGCUGUGCUGGCAGCGAGGGGGCAUGGGGCGGUGGUGGAGGGGGCAGCAGAGGAGGUGCUUGAGGUGGAGGCGUGGGGGAUGAGUGAGGGGGCCGUGUGCGCUGCUGCCCUGCUCUUGCUGCUGGCACAGGCACAAGCACAAGCACAAGCACGGGCAGAGACAGACAGAAAGAAUACCCCAACACAAGUGGAAUGUAUGUCAUCUGAUGCUACUGCUGCUCCUGCUUCUGCUCUGCCUACUGCUACUGCUGCGACGGCCUCUGCAGCAUCAGCAGAAUCCCACCUGCUGCUUCACUGGCUCUGCUCCCUACAGGCUGGUCGCUUCCGCCCUCUCGUUUGCUUCCUGGGCCUGUCGCCGGUAGAGGGUGGGAUGACACGGGACUUGACGCUGGAUGGAGGCUUGGAGAGCAGAGGAGUAACUUUUGAGCUGACUCAAAAGUCGCUGGAGGGAGGCUUGGAGAGCAGAGGAGUGGGGCAGCAAGAGGUGGUUGGGAGAUUUGGCUCGCAGGGCAGUGGAGAGGAGCGGCGGCAACAGCUGACAGGAUCUGAUGCUUCAUCAGCACAAGAGAAGGCUCUGUUCCACGACUUAAGGAAGCUUCUUCGAAGCGUCCAAGGCAGUGCCCACCCUGCUUCCCUGCGCCCUCUGUUUGCCUCUCUUGCCGCAGCUCUCUGCAGGUUUGGCAGGCUUCGCCGAGCCUGUUUGGUCCUGGAAGAGGCUCGGAGAUUUGGAACAUAUCCAACACCGCCGAGCCUACCUGUGCCGAGCCUGGCUGGCCCGGUUUGGUCGCUGGACCUGCACUUGUACCGAGGUCCGGUGGCAGUGCUUGCACUGGCAGUGUGGCUGGAGGAGCUCUGCUGGAAGAUUUCCAAAGCUGAAAAGGAGGCUCGGGAUGGUUUAGUGGAAGGCUCGGGAGGAGAGAGACUCGGAAGGCAAGUAUUGAAAGGAGAUAUUGAAGGGGAUGAUGAGAAACAGUGGCCUGAGCGAGCAGUGAUUGUAUUGGAGGCCAGUGGGCAUGAGUUGCUGGAGCCAUCACAAGGGCGGAGAGCUGUGAGGGACUUUAUGGCUUGUAGUGAGUCGCCUUUUAAAGCGGUCAGUAGUGAUCCGUAUGGGCGCAUGGAUGCAGAGGUGGAUGGGUUGAGGGAAUGGGUGGAUGGGAAGUGGCCGAUAGCAAGUGAUGCAGGGAAAACAGCAGGGAGCGUUGCCUUGAAGCAUUUCAGGCCUGGUCUGUGGCAAGACGUGAGAAACUUUCUGCUGGUUUAUUUUGAGCAAUGA
This is a messenger RNA of Closterium sp. Naga37s-1, 5694 nucleotides long. NCBI's taxonomy places the organism in Eukaryota, Viridiplantae, Streptophyta, Zygnematophyceae, Desmidiales, Closteriaceae. The record is from the annotation of a GenBank genome assembly.